Molecule: messenger RNA, 1339 nt
Organism: Ceratosolen solmsi marchali
Lineage: Eukaryota; Metazoa; Arthropoda; Insecta; Hymenoptera; Agaonidae
Gene: wus
Product: TM2 and DnaJ domain-containing protein wurst
Exons: 5
Coding region: 23-1144 (373 amino acids)
Cellular component (GO): membrane
Source: RefSeq, a predicted model, not a curated record
UAGUAGUAAAAUAAUUGAAAGCAUGAAGAACUCGCAAAAUAAAAUCAACAAUAACAAAUUGCCGCUCGAUUCGCCAAAAUCCAAAAUCCAGGCGUACUUUUGGUGGUUUUUCGGUGGCAUUCUCGGAACCCAUCACCUUUACCUUGAGCGCGAUGACCAGGCGCUCAUUUGGUUUUGUACAUUGGGCGGAUAUUUUGGAAUUGGGUGGCUCAGAGAUCUCUAUAGGAUACCAUCGUAUGUUGCCGAGGCUAAUAACGAUCCUAAUUACGUCAACAGGUUCAAGAACCAAAUACGAUGCGAAACGAAGCCGCCUUUUGGUAUAGUUCGAUUCCUGGGGGCUGUUGUGGUCUCGUACUUGUUUGGAAACCUUGUAUACAUUGCUAUUCCAGAGGAUGAAAUUAAUGGAAUUAAUUUCAAAUCAUUUAUUAUUUUCGUACCAUUAGCAGUUACGUUUGGUACUUGGCUAGUUGGGAAUGUGGGUCGAGAAAAAGGCUCGAUAUGGUUGUCCCUAUUAGUCUCCUACCUUGUAUAUCCAACUCUCACUUACAUCGGAGAUGAGAGUACUUGGAUAGGUCUUAUGGUUAUUGCCACGACCCUCGCUUUCGACACAUUUUCAAAGACAUGGAGAUUUAAGAAAAAGCAAAAGCGUAGCACUCGAUUUAGAGUGUCAAUUUUUUGCAUAGCCGCCAUUAUUUAUGGAGGACUGUGGUCCAGUUAUUUCUAUUUUAAUGCCACCCUUACGGAUAGCGAGGGCGAAGAAAUCAAAUUAUCCGAAGCUAUCAAACACUUUUUAACUUCACCGAUAUACCUCGAUCUUAAGGCUAGCCUCGAACAAACCUGGAUACAGGCGAAACAUCAAGGAUUUUGGGCAACUUGGAGACAAUUGAUAGAUCUCACGGAUCCUCGAGGAGAGCUAAAUGCUUAUAGAGUUUUAGGCUUAUCCCAAACGGCUUCGCAAAGUGAAGUGACCUCAAAGUGGAGAGCGUUGUCGAGGGAACAUCAUCCAGACAAAGUCAAAGGUUCACUAGACGAACGUCGCAGAGCUCAAGAACGCUUCUUAGACAUUCAGCAGGCCUAUGAGAUUUUAUCGAGCGCAAAGAAUCGGCGUCAAAAGAAAAAUAAAAAAUCCGACAUAGAAUUGUGAAUGUACUGGAUCACGUCCAUUGAUCGAUAACGGACUCGGCAUAAGAUAUGGGCUUAUAGUUUAAUGAUAAAAUUGUAGGAACGAAAGGUGCGCGUACGUAUACGUAUGGGUGGCCGCGCGCGCCCACGCGCGUGUGUGUAUGUGUGCGCUGGUGUAUACACAAAUGCACGCAUAAGUUAUUCUCGAGUUGUUAAU